This is a messenger RNA of Neogale vison (American mink), 2689 nucleotides long. RefSeq names its product transcription factor AP-2 beta (gene TFAP2B). Gene Ontology annotation, molecular function: RNA polymerase II transcription regulatory region sequence-specific DNA binding; DNA-binding transcription factor activity, RNA polymerase II-specific. Gene Ontology annotation, cellular component: nucleus. NCBI's taxonomy places the organism in Eukaryota, Metazoa, Chordata, Mammalia, Carnivora, Mustelidae. The record is from RefSeq and is a predicted model, not a curated record. The transcript has 8 exons. Gene Ontology annotation, biological process: regulation of cell population proliferation; regulation of transcription by RNA polymerase II; anatomical structure development. Bases 999 to 2327 code for a protein of 442 amino acids.
AGGAGGGGGAGGGAGAAGAGAGAGAAUAUUGCAGGUAUCCCUAUUUGCCUAAAUUUUCUGCUCAAUAAUGUAGGAGAACCCGUAACCCUGUGGAAGGAACCUUUUUAAGUCGGGAGGAAGGUUGAACUUUAACAGAAAUGGCAGUCAGGCCAGUUGAACGGGUUCCUGAAACAUCCAAAAAGGUUUUCUGUUGCCCCUGGCUUUGCCUGGAAAGGAUAAGUUUAGUGUACUUGAAGAUUGAUUGCAUAUAUUUUAAACUGAGGUAAAAAUCACGGGUCGUAGGAGCAGUAUAAGGAGGGAAAGUCUACACAAGGGGUGAAAAGCCCCCAUCUCGCUCCUGUCCUUUAGAAAGUAAGCAUAAUCUCCAGUAUUCAUUACAAGUCUUUAAACGUCACUGUAAACAACCAGGCCCACCGGUUUACUUUCCUCUCCCCUCCAAAUGAUGAGGCAACGCCUUUUUAUUUUGUUUUUUAAUCUGCACACAAAGCACCUAGGGCGAUCAGUUCUUCCCAUUAGGAAAGUCCCUCUCCAGGAACAAGGACACCUACGUUCUGUAGAAGCCCCCAGCGAUGCUCUCCCUCACUGCCUUGUCCAAAGGAGCAGGGGCUGCUUUACGCGUGUCCCCGGCUCAGUUAAUUGAAGUUCUGCCUCUUUCCUGCUAAACUUUUUCCCCAGUCUGCCUUUGCCAGCCCCCUCGUCUGAUUACAUCUAGUAAUUCUCCACUGAAUGAACGUCAUUUACAAUAGUAGGGGAGCUCUGCGCUCGCUGCUGCUUCACGCUCCAUUUGUCCUCCAUUCUCCCUUUAAAGUACUCGUGUAAUAUUAAUAGUCAUGAAUAUCAAUUAUUAUGAGGCGGUGUAGGCAAGCGGAGGGAGGAAGGGGCGCCCGAGCAGUCUGAGCCCAGCUUCGGGUGGAAGAGGACUGCAUCUGGAGCCCCCGAAGAGCGGCAGAAGAAAAGAGGCCAAAAAGACAGCAAGAGACCGAUGAACAGUUCUGUCUAUGUUAGUCCACACCUAUUCAUCCAUGGACCGGCACGAUGGCGUCCCGAGCCACAGCUCCAGGCUCUCCCAGCUGGGCUCGGUAUCCCAAGGACCUUACUCCAGCGCCCCGCCGCUGUCCCACACCCCGUCGUCAGACUUCCAGCCGCCCUACUUCCCGCCUCCCUACCAACCGCUUCCCUACCACCAGAGCCAGGAUCCCUACUCCCACGUCAACGACCCCUACUCCCUGAACCCACUGCACCAGCCCCAGCAGCAUCCCUGGGGACAACGGCAGCGGCAAGAAGUGGGUUCGGAAGCCGGCUCUCUCCUGCCCCAGCCUCGGGCAGCCUUGCCCCAGCUCUCGGGCCUCGACCCCCGGAGGGACUACCACUCGGUCCGCCGGCCAGACGUGCUGCUGCAUUCGGCGCACCACGGCCUGGACGCGGGCAUGGGUGACAGCCUCUCGCUGCACGGCCUCGGCCACCCCGGAAUGGAAGACGUCCAGUCAGUUGAAGAUGCCAAUAACAGCGGCAUGAAUCUAUUGGACCAGUCUGUCAUAAAAAAAGUUCCGGUUCCUCCCAAAUCUGUGACUUCUCUAAUGAUGAAUAAAGAUGGCUUCCUGGGAGGCAUGUCCGUCAACACCGGCGAGGUCUUUUGCUCGGUCCCCGGCCGUCUGUCUCUGCUCAGUUCAACUUCAAAGUACAAAGUAACUGUGGGGGAAGUUCAGAGACGGCUCUCGCCCCCCGAAUGCCUCAACGCGUCUCUCCUCGGCGGCGUCCUCAGAAGAGCCAAAUCGAAAAAUGGGGGGAGAUCUUUGCGAGAAAGGCUAGAAAAAAUCGGUUUGAAUUUACCCGCGGGCAGGCGCAAAGCAGCAAAUGUCACGUUACUGACCUCCCUGGUGGAAGGAGAAGCUGUUCACUUAGCUCGGGAUUUUGGGUAUAUUUGUGAAACAGAGUUUCCUGCUAAAGCUGUUUCAGAGUAUUUGAACCGGCAGCACACCGACCCCAGUGACCUGCAUUCCCGAAAGAAUAUGCUGCUGGCUACCAAGCAACUCUGUAAAGAAUUUACGGAUCUGCUGGCGCAGGACCGGACGCCAAUCGGGAACAGCAGGCCUAGCCCCAUCCUGGAGCCGGGGAUCCAAAGCUGCCUCACGCACUUCAGCCUCAUCACGCACGGCUUCGGCGCCCCGGCCAUUUGCGCCGCGCUCACGGCCCUGCAGAACUAUCUCACCGAGGCGCUCAAAGGCAUGGACAAGAUGUUCUUGAACAACACCACCACUAACAGGCACACGUCUGGGGAAGGCCCAGGUAGUAAAACUGGCGACAAGGAGGAGAAACACAGGAAAUGAAAAAUUAAAAAAAAAAAAAGAAAGAAAAAUGUUUUAAAUACAAAAGGAAAACAAAAAAUUUAACUUUAGCUUUAAAAUGUUGGAUUGGCUUGGAAGAAUUAUAUUAGGUAGAAUACACAUGCAAUCAAAUUUAAAAAAAAAAGAGCUAAAUAACUUAAAAAAAAAACUGAGGCGUACAACGGAGCAACAAUAUCGGUUCUCAGUGUCUAUUUCAAGAUACACUUGGAGACAAACGUCUGGAUUUUCCACUUCGGUUUUUUCGAGCUUAGUAAUACUGAUAAUAAAAGAAAACCAUGAUUUUCCCCCUUUGGAAAAUAAACAUAAGACUAAACAUGAGAAAACGCUAACUUAUUGGAAGAAAA